CCACACUGCAAAUACUCAGGUUCAAAAUCCCUUUGAAUUCGACCACCAACCAUGGCAGAAUAUCUCACCAUGCCCAUCCUCAAUGAACUUAUCCGACGAGUCGAGGAGGACCCAAGAAACGAGGACGCUGUGAAAGCAAUGACACCUGGUGUUCUCUCUUAUUAUUUCCCUAUCAAUGAAGGGUUCAUAGUCGCACCCAUAUCAACAGGCAGCAAGUGCUCUACAGGCUUUGAAUACUUAAUUCGCCGCAUUCAGCCACAUUCUUCCGAGGGUCGCAAGAUCGUCGAUCACGUCGUGGUUAGAUCGGAAGUGGAUGAUUCACUUCAGGGUUGUAUCAAUCGACUUCGACAUUCCAUUCAGCACCGAAUUCCAGGGGUGGAAAGUUGUUGGGCAGUAUUGGUUCAGGGUCAGUCGGUCUACUUUUACGAGUAUCAUGGACUGCUGUCUGAACAUGAGCGUCUUGUGCCAUGGGCACUAUCCGGUCGAUCUCAGGAGCAGCAUGCUUCUCAUGUACGCAGAGAUAGUGUCCAGAUUGACCGGAUGUUGAGGCACAUGGCACUACAUGAUAUGCCUGCGCGGGAGACGGUGGAGCGUGGAUGA
Molecule: messenger RNA, 600 nt
Organism: Aspergillus neoniger CBS 115656
Lineage: Eukaryota; Fungi; Ascomycota; Eurotiomycetes; Eurotiales; Aspergillaceae
Exons: 1
Coding region: 52-600 (182 amino acids)
Source: RefSeq, a predicted model, not a curated record